Molecule: messenger RNA, 3958 nt
Organism: Osmerus eperlanus (European smelt)
Lineage: Eukaryota; Metazoa; Chordata; Actinopteri; Osmeriformes; Osmeridae
Gene: nalf1a
Product: NALCN channel auxiliary factor 1a
Exons: 3
Coding region: 567-1736 (389 amino acids)
Biological process (GO): calcium ion import across plasma membrane
Cellular component (GO): plasma membrane
Molecular function (GO): stretch-activated, monoatomic cation-selective, calcium channel activity
Source: RefSeq, a predicted model, not a curated record
CGGUCGUAGCACUGAAGAUGUGGCGCGCGACACAGCUCCGCCAAAAAACAGUUUCUGACAAACAUGGCGACAUCUUAACACGAGACUAACAUGAGACUGCACAGUAAAGGAUACUAUCCCAGGUAGUUUGCCCAAACAAGGAAGCGAAAAUCAUCGCAGUGGUAAAGCAAGACCAAGGCAAGGAGGCUGGACCAAGCCUUCCUCCCAGAGCCACUGGAGUCGGGGAGAACGUAAAUGCAUGCAAGUGUGCCGUAAAACGGGUCUACGCAUAGGACAAGAGCGGAGCGGCGGGUAGAGGAGGUGGGGGGCAAGACAUGUUGCUAAAGAAUACUAGCAUCUUCAUUGGAGAGCCAUGGAGAACACGGCCCCAUCGAUGCACUAAUCUCUCCACGAACACAUUAAUUGAAUGGGAAUUAGGCUACCGAUAAUCGCGGAGGUAAGCCUGGACCACCGACUACACCACAACAUUUAAGAGGAGAAAAACGCAAAUUAGACCCCACGUCAAUGAAUGUUGUGACAGAGAAGCCCCCACGGUGGAGUCGGCCGGUGAAGCGCGUUCCCAAAAUAUGACCAGGGGUGCUUGGACGUGUCGGCAGCAAGAUGACGGCUUAAAAAUCUGGCUAGAACCCCGCGAGAACGAAAAGCCAUUCACCGACUCAGAGAGGGCCCAGAGAUGGCGACUGUCCUUGGCGUCUCUCCUGUUUUUAACCAUUCUGCUCUCCGAUCACUUGUGGUUCUGCGCGGAGGCUAAAGUGACAAGGACCCGUGAUAAGUUUUCAUCAAAAGACUUUGGCGCUUAUCCAUCAAACCAUAUACCACCCAACCACCAUUUAGCUAACAGCAGCCUCAGAGGAAACGAAGAUGCUAUUUUUAUAGGAAAUUCUACCAAACCUUUGUGGCGACUUGAAACUUGCCACCUCGAUAGUUUAUCUAAAAACUGCUUUACUUUUGAUGAUGCCGACCAUUUGUGCAAGGGCAUUUCCGAAAAAGAGGGGACGCGGUCUGUAAAUAUUAGUGAUUUAUACCUUUCCUUUUGUAAUUCUUAUUCUCUUCUGGAUUUGUUUUACGGGUCUACAAGUCCGGACAAUUUGAACUGCAGUCUUGACGUGCUCGUUGAUGGCGAUAUGGCAAGGUGCAGUCUUUGCGUCCAGGCGUACCAGCGCUACGACCAGCACGCCCAGGAAAAAUAUGAGGAAUUUGAAAUUAUGACUCAGAAAUACGAAACGGAUGCAUAUUCCGUGAGAACUUGCAUGGAGCAGUGCAAGGAGGCCUAUAAGCCCUGGCUGUGUGCCCAGUAUUUCCCGACCGCCCAGAGGCAUUGUGGGAGGACGGUGCCAUGUGUCCAGUACUGUCUGGAGGUGCAGCAGAGGUGUCCCUUCAUCCUGCCUGACAACGAUGACCUCAUCCACGGAGGCAGCCCCAGCUUCAUCUGCACAGGGCUUUUGGUGGAUUCAGAGCCGGAGAGCAAUGCGGAGUGUUGCGAUGUCCGAUGGGACUCCAAACCCGACAACCGCUCUCGCGGGACACUGAAAAGGACUCCUCCCUCCUGUAACCACCAGGGGGCGUCAGUGACCUCGGCCGCCGCCCCCAGACUUUGUAACGGGCGUCUGAAGCUCUGCCUGCUUGUCCUUGUUCUUCUACAUACUGUUGUCACCAUCACCACGUCCCACAAUUCCACUGGGGUCAGCGUGACGGCCAUUUUCUCACUGGAGGAGAGUCCCCCCAGCGAGGAGUGAUUGGGGGGCCGCCCCCCUGGAGGGUUUGUCCGGGACUGAGCUUGCAGUGAGGACUGUUCUUCUUGGAUUUGACCCCAAAAUGGCUACCUUGACUCCAACCGACAACAUCCCAUCAUUUCCCAUCCGUUCACCGUCUGAGGCAGGUCGGAGGAUGGAGGAUGGGGCGGAGGAUGAUGGGGUUGUGGUUUGAGGGUCGAGGCUUGCUAGAGGUCGCAGCCCGAGGGACUGACGUCUCACCGUGUCACUCUAAAACCUGUUCACCUGUUUCCGUUGUUUUGUCACACCAGGAUGUAUUACAUCAUUUCCUCCCCCGUCCCUCCCCACGAGCACUUGUUCGUGACGUUUUGGAACGUGAGUGGGUUGUUGUAGAGUAAACGAGGCAGCGAAUUGUAGGGAAAGAUGUAGCCAACUUAAUGUGUUUCUGUACACCCGUCACCUUUGCCCUCGACGUUUCUGCUGCUUUUCAGAUGCCAGAAAGUUCUAAUAUAUUCGAUUCUUUACGAACAGACAAGCUUUGGUGGGUCAACCCCACUCCUGGAUGAAUGGCGUGAGAGAGAGAAUGCCUAGAAAGCAAUAGUCGACAUGCAAGAGCUGGCUUCCCAACACAGAUUAAAACCUACUUCUAGAUCGAUUGCAAACUGUAUCUGUGUUGGGAAGACUGGUUUGCAGAAGUUUAGUCUCUAACCCUACCAGGUCUGAAGGGUCCCAUGUCCAAUUCCCAUGCCCCCGGAUCUUGUUUGAGUCUGGGUCCGCCAUCAUCCCAUAUGUUUUGUGUUUGAGGCAGCCUAAUAGGCAAGGAUCAGUGAAGCUCAAAUUUACCUCAAAUCAAGUGACGUGUUUUGGACUUGCUGCGAGUCAGCCUGUACGGCCGCACCAGGGUGCUGCAUGGCCGCUGCUUCUGUCCUGGGUGCUCGAGGUCUGUCCCAAAGCGUGGACGCCAAACACAGGCAUCUGCUACGGAGCGGGGGGGAUUGUCUGGACGUGGUUGUGAGGAAGCCUUGACACAAUCAGUCAUUCAAUCUACCAAUCAAUCCACCGAUUGUAUCUUUCCUUUCGACCUGGUCCGGCCCUAUGUUUACCCAGAUGACCAUCUCCUUAUAAAUGGUUCAGUACACAGAGCUAAGGGCUGCGCAGUCGUCAGUGUGAGAGGAAUGAGUUUAUCAAGGGCUGAUUACACAUAUUUCCUGUUUCCUGUUUUGUAUGGCUGCUGCUAUUGCUACUCAGACAUUAAAUAGCUUGUGAAAGGGGCUGAUGGGGAAAAAUAUUUUUUAUUUCUCCAGCUUUUUACUUCCCUAGGUCGCUGUAAGCAUACAACAUAAUACAAAUGUUAGGAAUAAAUGGUAAGAUGGCAUUGAUACCAGGUGUGUGUGGACUUUUCAUGUCCAUCCUCUACAAGGUAAAGUAUAUUUGGAUACAUUUACUUUGGCUUUCUUAUGGUAUUCAAUUUGACUUAUUUAUUGUGAUAGCUGUCUAGUAACCCCCCCAUGACUCAGAGUUGAACACAGAUCCUCGUUCCUCAUAACCGUCAAUCCACCUAAAAACGUAAUCGUUUCAUUCAAACGUACAGAACCUCCCCUUCCACCCUCCCAGAAAGACAGCAGCGGAUGUAUGCCCUGUAUCUAUAUGUAGGUAUGAUCACCUCUCCCCAGUCACACCCCCCCCCCCCCUCCCCCCGCCACUUCCACCUCCAAAUAUUUCCCGAUCUGAAUCCAGUGGAUCUAUGCAGAUGUCCUCCUCUCCUCGUCCUUUCUGCUGUAAAUAUGUCCUCGAGAAGCGGGACCCUCAAGAUGGCCGUGUCUCUGAGACCACCCUGUCGUGUUUUCUGUUCCUGUAGCUUCCUAAGGUUGUUUCUCCCUGUUUCCGGCUGCCUUUUCUGUUACUAAAUGUUGACAGCAGUGUCAGUUGAUCAGUAGGGAAUGAGCUGAGAGGAACUUGGCCGAGAUUGACGUCUGCAAGAAAAUAGUGAUGAGAAACGUUGGGGCAAUGUUGGGAAAUGAUGAUUAAUGAGGGUUAAAAGGUAUACAUAGAUGAAUGAUUAUUCUAUUGUUGUCAUAUUGUCAUACUAGAGAUGCUAUAGUUUGCAAUUUCUUUUUUUUAUGACAAAAAGACUUUGAAAUUAUUUAUAAUGUGACCCAAAAGUUGUGAUCUUUCUGGGACAUAGAAAAACGCGUCCACAUUUAUUAACAUUUUGUUCAAAAGAGAAUAAAUAGAAAUUAUGUUAA